Molecule: messenger RNA, 1599 nt
Organism: Hirundo rustica (Barn swallow)
Lineage: Eukaryota; Metazoa; Chordata; Aves; Passeriformes; Hirundinidae
Gene: GC
Product: GC vitamin D binding protein
Exons: 12
Coding region: 1-1452 (483 amino acids)
Biological process (GO): vitamin transport
Cellular component (GO): blood microparticle; cytoplasm
Molecular function (GO): vitamin D binding; vitamin transmembrane transporter activity
Source: RefSeq, a predicted model, not a curated record
AUGAGGGCAGCUCUGGCCCUCCUGCUGCUCUUGGCCACCACAGAUGCGCUACACCGGGGGAAAGCUUAUGUCCGGGAGAAAGUCUGCCAGGAGUACAGGAUGCUGGGAAAGGAGAACUUCCGAACCCUGACCAUCAUUGCCAACAGCCGGAAAUAUUCCAAUGGCACCUUCGAGGAGAUCGGCCACCUCGUCCGGGAAAUCGUCUCCCUGGCCGAGAGGUGCUGCACCGACGGGGCUGACCCCUCCUGCUACGAUGCCGGGUCCACGGCGCUGUCGGUCAAAUCCUGCAGCGCGGACUCGCCCUUCCCGGCGCAUCCCGGCACGGCCGAGUGCUGCACCCACGAGGGGCUGGAGCGCAAGCUGUGCCUGGCCGCCCUGCGGCACCCGCCCCAGCCGCUGCCCCGCUACCUCCAGCCCUCCGACAAGGAGCUCUGCCAGGCCUUCCGGCAGGAUCCCAGGGAAUUCGCGGACAGGUUUCUUUACGAGUACGCCAGCAGCUACAGCCAGGCUCCCCUGCCCGUGCUCCUGGGCUCCACCACGACCUUCCUCUCCAUGGUUUCCACCUGCUGCAUCUCCCCUGCACCCACUGCCUGCUUCCUGAAGGAGAAACUGGAGAGGAAAACCCUCUCCCUGCUCACCCUGACGUCAAACCGGAUUUGCUCGCGCUUCUCAGCAUAUGGGAAGGACAAAGUCGGCUUCAGCUACCUGGCCUCUCUGGCUCAGAAGGCUCCCAGCGCUUCCUUCGAGGAUCUUCUCCCCCUGGCCGAAGACGCUGCCGAGGUGUCUUCCCAGUGCUGUGACUCGGUGGCCGAGGACUGCAUGCAGAAGAAGCUCUUGGAGCACACGACCAAAGUCUGCACCGCGCUGUCGGCCCGGGACGGGCGCUUCGCCGACUGCUGCACGGGGAAAAACCUGAUGGAAAACCAUUUCUGCAUCCUGGCCAUGCCCCCAGCGCCGGUUCCCAGGCUGCCAGAGGCGUCGGAGCCGACCAACAAGGAGCUGUGUGGCAAGGACGGGGCUCUCCAUGCCACCAGGUCCCUGUUUGAGCUGGCACGGAGGCACCCCAGCCUCCCUGACGCCGUCCUCGCCAAGCUCUAUGACUCCUCCGGGAAACUUCGGGAGGAAUGCUGCUCCACCAAGGACCCCUCCGCCUGCCUGGACAGCAAGCGCAAGCGGAUGGAAGCAGAGCUACUCCCCUUCCUGGAAAAGGCCAGCCAGCUCUGCCAGCAGUACCACAAGCUGCCUUUCCUUGAGUUCAAGAAGAGGCUGCGGGAGAGCCUGGCGCAGGCGGAGCCCGAGGCCAGCCCGGCGCACCUGGAGCAGCUCCUGGAGCAGCGAGCGUCCUUCGCCUCCACCUGCUGCCUCCCGGACGCUCCCCCUCUCCUCUGCGCUUCCAAGGUGAGCUCGGAGCUGGCAGAAGCGUGUAAGAAGGAGUCCUGCCUGCUGGGAUAGGGGCCCGGAGCCGGCGGCAGGGAUCGCUUCUCCAGGCGUGCACGGAUGGAGGAGGAGUGCGAGGCUGAGCUCCGUGAACACACGGGAACGGGAGACGUCGGGAGGGAGCACCAGGGGACUGCGCUGGAGGACGCCCGGCACAUGGAA